GUUAUAGCUUUAAGAUUCUUGAGAGCAUUUAUUAUCGAUGAGAUAAGGCCGAAUCCAUCAAUAUUUUCUUUGUCGACCAUCAUCUCAACAGUUCUCUUGACGAUACAUCAUUCAAUCAUCGAUAGGAUGUUGCGACAAUCUCUACUUAUGUUAGCGAUGCAGGCUGUGUCCAUGUUUCAUGGCUAUGAAGUCGGCCUACUCCUAAACGCUGCCAGUCCGGAAACAUCAGCUGCCAUCAGGAGACUCUCCGCUUUCACUGUGACACAGCUAGACCAAUCCAGCACUACUGUUCAUCUCCAGGAAGUGUCUUAUGAACCAACUUAUCUCAGUAUUAUGCAGAGUAUCUGCUCACUGCUGGAACGAAACGUUGUAGCAAUACUUUCUGCGUCAGGUUCCACUUUGACAAAGGUACAAGUUAACAUAGCUAGCCAGUUUAACAUCCCUAUUAUUUCUGGUACAGCUACGAAUCCAUUUCUGGAAUCUGCAGGCAGUGGAAAAGUUGAUAUAGUUCGACUUUCACCCUCAGAUAUCUAUCAAAGUCAAGCUGUAUUUGACUUGCUGAAGACGUACAAAUGGCACCAGUUUUCAAUCCUUGCCUCGGCCGAUGACUACGGUAUUGACGGGGUAGUACAAUUGCAGCAUCUAGCUUCGCAGAGUGGCAAAUUCAAAACGAAUACCGUUCAGUAUUUUAAUGCUGCACUUGACGUAGCCGACAUUAACGUGGAUAUGUUCACUAAAGAACUUACGCUGAUCAAAGACUCACUGGAAAAAGUUAUCGUUCUAAACUGUGGUACCAGAUUCGCAGAUACCAUCGUCAGGGAGGCACAUAAAAUGGGGUUGAUGGAGGAGGGAUUUGUUUGGAUCGCCACGGACGGUGUUGCAGCCCAGCUUGAGGUAACAACUAACGAGGAUGGUAUGUAUAGUGGGUACCUAGCGACAUUGCCCAAUUAUGGUAAAGAUUCGGAGAGCUACAAUGAUACCAAAGCUGCUUAUGUUUCUGCAGGAGGUGAUCCUUCUGAUUUCCGUUUAUCGUCUGUUAAAGUUUCAGACGGAAUAAAGUUAGUUCACCGGGCACUAAGUAAGAUGGACUUAAAGGGUAGUUGGGACAGUGAGCCCUCUCAAACCUGCGAUUCGAGUGAUGCUUGGCUUGGGGGAAUAGAAGUUUUUGAUGAAAUAAUGAGCCUUCCCAACGGGAUUGCAAAUCCCACUUACGAUGUCAUGAAUUUCAAUUUUAGGGCCUUUGUGAAAGUAGGGAGUUGGCAAGAAACCGUAGGACUGGUUGCUCCAGACAACAGUUUAACACCGUGGGAAGAAAGAAAAGAUAUUGUCUUCGUAGGCCCACACUACACUUCACCUAGUGGUUUCGGUAGUAGUCUAACCGGCUAUCAUCUCAGAGUUGGUACAAUUCAUGAGCCACCAAUUGCCAUGAUGAGUGAUAGCUGCACUGAAAACCAGUUUUCUGACCCUGACUGCUGGUACGGGUGGUGUACAGACAUAAUCGAACGACUUUCAAAGGAUCUGAAUUUCACCUAUGAGUAUGUACGACCUCAUAAGAACAAAUAUGGUGCCUUCCAAAAGGACACAGGAGCUUGGAAUGGAAUGGUUAAAGACAUCAUCGAGUCAAGAAUUGACCUAACGACAGCUCUUGCUAUAAAUGCUGCGCGUUCUCAAGUCAUCGACUUCUCAUCUCCUUUCUUUGAAGACCAACUCGCAAUGGCUGUUUACCCAAAAUCAACACGGAGUUCUUCAAACAUGUUUUUCUUUCUAGAACCCUUCCAUCAAUCAGUUUGGGUAUCCAUCAUAGGACUGGUUGUACUAAUUACCUUGUUGACCAACUUUCUAAGUAAAUUUUCUCCAUUGGGAGACUUCGGGAAGAAGAUCCAUUCAAUGCAGGUAUGUUCUUGCGAGCAAUGCUUUCUUAGAAGGAAAGUGAAAGCUGAAAGGAUGUGUCGAUUUGCAGAUACAAAGACACACGAUUGCUUGGUUGACGAAGUUUUUGAUCAUGGAAAUACCCUCGACUUAAGUAAUUCAACAUGGCUGAUAGGAACAGGCUUUGUCCUACAAGGAACAGAUAAACUACCUACGGCGCCCUCCGGAAGAUUCCUUCUCUUCACUUGGUGGUUCUUCGUUAUGAUACUAACUUCAAUGUACACAGCCAAUCUGACAGCUCACCUGACCAUGAACUGGUCAGGUGCAAAUAUCUACAGUCUAGAAGACUUGCUGACUCAGAGAGAUUACUCCUGGGGCCUGUUGGCGGAUAGGAAAUAUGGGCAGUAUGAUGGCUGAUCAUCUGAACAAAAAGUACAAUGAAGUAGCACGGAAGGCAAGGAAAUUUGAACGUUUGGAUGAAGGGAUAGGAAUUGUAAAAGAAGGUGGGUUCGUCUUCAUUGACGAGUCAUCUGUCCUAGAAUUCAACCUAAAAGACGAUUGUAAUAAAACAAUUAUCAAGACAGGGAAGUUCAUAAACCACUGGGCAGUUGCAAUGCGAGCCAACUCCCCUUUUGCACCAAUAAUCAACAAGAAGUUUUUACAGUACCGUUCAGAAGGAUGGCUAACAUCAACGAUAGAGAAUUGGUAUUCAGCUGAUGGCAAGUCUUUUUGCAAAGACUCCCAGGAUUCUACUAGGUUUGAUAUUCAGGUGCUAUCUGGCCUUUUUCUCAUGUUGGGUGUCGGUAUUAUGAUUUCUCUCAUAGCGGUUGUCUUGGAAAUACUUCACGUGACUAGCAAAGAUAGCAGAAGGACCGGUGAUACCUUUUAUAGAUGUUUGAGAAAGCGUGUUGUCUCCAAAUACAUUGAAAUGAAAGAGGAGUGGUUUAAAGGAGAAGAUCUAAGAGUUUAAAUACAUCACCCAAGAUAAGGUAGGACAAUUAAAAGGCUGAGGUGAAACAAAGCUCAUACGGUGGAAAUUAGAAUGAACUUUGGGAAUCACGUGAUUCAUCUUAAACUCCGAUUUUUUGAAGUUUUUCUUUCAGGUCGAUAUUAUCAAGAUUCAAGAUACUUUAGUUCCUUUUUUUGGGUUAAACUUUUUAGGAAAAUUAUUUUCUUACUGUUUUUUAUAUUUUGAAUCUUAGGUUUCGCAUUACUAAUAUCUUUGAGGUAUUUUCUGUUUUCGGGUAGAAAUGUUUGGGCCAAUUUAUUUUUUACCUUCAAAAAUUUAUGAAAUUUCUGAUUUAAUCAAAUUCAUCACCUUAUAAUUUAUAUAUUGUUCAAGAUUCUGACUAUUUUCCCUAACAAUGUU
Bolinopsis microptera is the source of this 3238-nucleotide messenger RNA. Its product is annotated as glutamate receptor ionotropic, delta-2-like. NCBI's taxonomy places the organism in Eukaryota, Metazoa, Ctenophora, Tentaculata, Lobata, Bolinopsidae. The record is from RefSeq and is a predicted model, not a curated record. Gene Ontology annotation, biological process: G protein-coupled receptor signaling pathway. Gene Ontology annotation, cellular component: plasma membrane. Gene Ontology annotation, molecular function: G protein-coupled receptor activity; ligand-gated monoatomic ion channel activity. The coding region runs from base 127 to 2286 and encodes 719 amino acids. The transcript has 3 exons.